ACUUAUGAUUUAUCUUUUUUGCCAGCGAGUGGGACUGUGGGGGAUUAUCGGUCGACUGUUCUGUGUCUGGCUUUCUGGUUUCCUUUUAGUUUCUUUUCCCCCUUCUAGCAGAAGCAGUCAAGCAUACGUACAAAAUGCACAAUUAAAAAGAAACAACGAGCAAGUCAAGUCAAGAAAAGUGGAAAAGGGGCUAACAAAGGAAAGAUUCACCAAGAAGCAGUUCAAAUGAGGCUGAAACGACUUCUCUCGUAAGUUGCUUCGGCAAAUAUGAUUUAUGAUCCCCGCUAUCCCUCCUCAGUCCUCUCCUUCUUCCAAAGCCGCGUGAUUUAUCCUUAGAAUUCCAUUGGCUCUUCUACAUUCGAUUAUCUUUUUUCCGUUAAUCAAAGUCGCCAUUUCAUAUCCUAAUCCCACCUUAAAAGCCAGUAGUUAAUUUCCCGUCGGACUCACAGUCUAGUGUAAGCUAGCGUGGCGUUAAGGGUUUCCCCCCCUCACUCUUCCUCCGCCGCUCCCUUUCUCAAACUCGAUGUCAACCUCCGCCCAAAUCCCCCAAUCAGCAGCGGAACCAAGGCAGUCCACGGAUCAGACGGCGGAGGUCAAGCCAGUAUCCGAUCUCAACUUCGUGGACGAUUCCUACUUCGAUUCUCUCUUUGCCGAAGACGAAGACGACGAAGAAAACGACGCCGUUCUUCAAACUCUGCCGCCGCCGCGAGCGGGGGAAUCUUCUGAAGACGAAGACAAGGGAGAAGUCCUCAAACUCAUCUUCCCGGUCUCGGACGCCAAAUACGCCCACGGAUUGCAGGUCCAAGAGGCUCUAUUCGGCUCAAUCUCGCUCUACCGCGGCGAAACCCUCGCCGCCGCCGCCGCGGGAGACGAGGAGGUCGAGAGCCCCGGGAAGCGGAUGAAGGUGGACGAAGGCGAAUCGUCGCUGAGAUUCUGCGAGAUUUGCGCGGAGAGGAAGGAGCCGGAUCAGAUUCUCGCCGUCGCAGCCUGCACCCACGCGUCCUACUGCUCCGACUGCAUCUCCCGCCACGUGGAGACCAAAAUCGGGCAGAGCGUGGUCACCGUCACCUGCCCCGCGUCGGGAUGCGGGACCGUGAUCGAGCUCGAGUCGUGCCGCGAUGCUCUCCCCAAGGGAGUGAUCGAGCAGUGGGAGGAGGCUCUGUGCCGGAACCUGAUCGGGGAGUCGGAGAGGUACUACUGUCCGUUCAAGGACUGCUCGGCGAUGCUCCUGGUGGAGGAGGCAGGAGCGGAAUUGAUCAGGGAAUCCGAGUGCCCGUACUGCCACAGGCUGUUCUGCGCGCAGUGUGGCGUGCCGUGGCACUCUGGGGUGGACUGCCAAGGGUUCCAGCUGCUGGGGCAGGACGAGCGUGGCAGGGAAGAUAUCAUGGUGUUGGAGAUGGCCAAGAGCAACAAGUGGGGAAGAUGCCCGCGGUGCAAAUUCUACGUUGAGAGGACCGAAGGCUGCCCUCACAUCAUUUGCAGGUGCAAAUAUGAGUUCUGCUAUGGGUGUGGAGAGCAAUGGAGCUCGAAUCAUGGCGGGUGUACCAGAGAUUGAUCGGGGUCGAGCUAAUGGACUGGAGGUUGAGGGUCACGUUUGUUGGUUAGAUGUUUACUUGCAAAAGUUGAUUAAGAGAGGCUGUUUUGGCUUUUAGUUUUUCGUUGAUUAUCAUUGUGUCCUCCAUUGUCAUUAAGCAUAUUGGUGAUAAUGAUGGAAUGGGGACUGACGAAACUCUUGAAAAGGAAGCUUGGAUGGGAGGAAUAUGAAAUUAUGAAUAUUGGUAAUGAGUAGGUAUUUCUGCACCAGGGCAGGGGUCUUCUAUUAGAGCACCUCUACUAAUAGAGCACCUUUACUGUGCUAUAUAGUAUUGGUGCUUUAAUGUACAACUUAAAGUUGUACCAUAACAUUAAAUGUAUAAGUUUAGGUUGUACCAUAAAGCAAUUUGUACCAUUAUGUUAUGGUACAACUUUACAACUUGAAGUUGUACCAUCACAUAAAGGUACAAGUCCAAGUUGUACCAUAAAAGAAUUUGUACUAAAAGUAUAGGUAUAAUCUAAAGUUGUACCAUAACGUAACUGUACAAUUUUAAGUUGUACCAUAAAGGCAAAAUCCUGUA
Messenger RNA from Linum trigynum, 2114 nucleotides. Lineage: Eukaryota; Viridiplantae; Streptophyta; Magnoliopsida; Malpighiales; Linaceae. The record is from the annotation of a GenBank genome assembly.